Molecule: messenger RNA, 5867 nt
Organism: Pipra filicauda (Wire-tailed manakin)
Lineage: Eukaryota; Metazoa; Chordata; Aves; Passeriformes; Pipridae
Product: vitellogenin-1-like
Exons: 36
Coding region: 1-5712 (1903 amino acids)
Biological process (GO): lipid transport
Molecular function (GO): lipid carrier activity
Source: RefSeq, a predicted model, not a curated record
AUGAGGGGCUUGAUAUUAGCCCUGGUUUUAACCCUGGUGGGGAGCCAGCAUCUUAAUUACCAACCCGAUUUCAGUGAAAACAAGGUUUAUACAUUUGAUUAUGAAAGUACGCUUCUCAGUGGACUUCCAGAGAAAGGACUUGCAAGAGCUGGAAUAAGAAUAAAAAGUAAAGUGGAAAUUAGUGGUAUUGGGCCAAAACUUUGUCUUAUUAGGAUUCACUCCAUCGAAGCAGGAGAGUACAAUGGGGUCUGGCCCACGAGCUCAUUCUCUCGGUCACUCAAACUGACCCAGGUGCUGACUGGGCAGCUCAGUAACCCCGUCAAGUUUGAGUACAGCAGUGGCCACGUUGGGAAUGUCAUGGCUCCCGAUUCCAUCUCGGACGAUGGGCUGAACAUCUACAGAGGGGUUAUGAACGUGCUGGAGCUGAGCAUAAAGAAGAUGCAGCACUCCUACAGCUUACAGGAGGCUGGGAUUGGAGGUAUUUGCAACACAACGUAUGCAAUUCAGGAAAACAAGAGGGCAAGCCUACUCUAUGUGACCAAAUCCAAGGACCUGAACAGCUGUGAGGAGAAAGUUCAGAUUGUCACAGGUUCAGCAAACACUCAGCCAUGCCAGGCCUGCCAGAAGAGAAACAAGAAUUCCCGGGCGACCGCUACUUACAAUUACAAAAUUAAAUAUACACGCAGUGAAGCUGUAAUUACACAAGCUGAUGUCGAGGAAAUCCACCAGUUUGCACCCUUCAAUGAGAUAACAGGAGGAAAUGCUAUAGUACAAGCCAGGCAGAAACUUACUCUGACUGAUGUGCAGAAGCAGAGGACAGAGGUCCCACCAAAGGAAUAUCAGAAUCGUGGGUCACUUCGGUACGAGUUUGGCAGUGAAUUGCUUCAGCUUCCUGUCCACUUAUUCAAAAUAAAAGAUGUGGAAAGCCAGAUAGAGGAAAGCCUGCAGGACCUAGUAGAGGCCACCUCUGACCAGCUUCCCAGUGAUGCGCCAGCAAAAGCCCUCAAGCUCAUGCACCUCUUUCGUGCAGCAAACGAGGAGGAUUACGAGUCGGUGUGGAAGCAGUUCUCCGGCCGGCCAGCGUACAGGCGCUACGUUCUGGACAUAAUCCCCGCGGUGUCCAGUCACCGCGCGCUCCGGUUCCUGCGGCGCAGGAUGGAAAGGCAGGAGCUCUCCAGCUGGGAAGCGGCUCAGACGCUGCUGGUGGCUCUGCACUCCAGCACACCAACCCAGGACGUGAUGGAGGAAGCAACACUGAUUGUCAGAAAGCACUGCCCACGCUCCAGCACUGUGCUGGGGAAGGUUUGCCACCUCAGCUACGCGUCGCUGUGCCACAAACAGUGCUCUUCAGCAGACUCCUGCUCCGAGUGUCUCCAGCUUCUUCAUGGUUUUGCAGGAGAGGCAUUGAGCAAGUCUAGCACAGAAGAAAUUUCCCUGGCUCUGAAAGCCCUUGGGAAUGUAGGACACCCAGCCAGCAUCAAGCACAUCAAGAAGUUUUUGCCAGGAUAUGCAGCUGGUGCCUCAGAUUUGCCACUCAAGGUCCAUGCAACUGCUGUGAUGGCCCUGAAAAACAUAGGCCUGAAAGACCCAAAAAUGGUCCAGGCUAUUACCCUUGAGAUUUUCCUGAAUCACAGAAUUCACCCUCGGGUCCGAAUGCUGGCUGUGGUGGUUCUGCUUGAAACCAAGCCAGGUCUCCCAAUAGUGAUGACAUUAGCUGAUGCUGUGCUGAAGGAACCCAGCAUGCAAGUGGCAAGUUUCAUCUACUCACACUUGAGGGCCCUGGGCAGAAGCACAUCCCCAGAUCUCCAAGUGAUGGCUUCUGCCUGCAGAAUGGCCAUCAGAGCCUUAAGUCCCAAAUUCGACAGGUCUGGAUAUCAGUUCAGCAAGGUUUUCCGCUUCAGUGUCUUUAAAGAGUUCCUUAUGAGUGGGCUGGCAGCUAAAUAUUUGGUAUUGAAUAAUGCAGGCAGCUCAAUUCCAACGAUGGUAAUGUCCCAGCUGCAGACACAUUUCCUUGGAAGAGUGGCUGAUCCCUUGGAGGUGGGAAUAACAGUUGAAGGACUGCAGGAGAUGUUUGCUAAAGGUUACUCUCCUGACAGGGACUGGGAGAAUGACUAUGACUUCAAGAAAAUCCUGAAAACGCUCUCUGACUGGAAGGCAUUCUCCAGUGACAAACCUUUUGCAUCAGGCUACUUGAAGAUGUUUGGCCAGGAGUUGUUCUUUGGUGGACUUGAUAAAAACACCAUCCAAAAUGCACUGCAGGCAUGGUACGGAUCUGACGAAAAAACCCCUUCACUAAGGAGAAUAAUCAGUAGCCUUCAGAGUGGUGUAGGGAGGCAGUGGACCAAGGCUCUCCUGUCCUCUGAGAUCCGUCGCAUCGUGCCCACCUGCACGGGGUUCCCAACGGAGACCAGCUUCUAUUACUCUUCCAUCACAAAAGCGGCAGGAAAUGUUCAAGCGCAGAUUACACCUUCUCCAAAGUCUGAUUUCAGAUUGACUGAGUUGCUAAAUGCCAACAUCAGGCUGAGAUCCAAAAUGAGUCUAAGCAUGGCCAAGGAGAUGACCUUCGUGAUGGGAAUCAACACACGCACUAUCCAGGCAGGGCUGGAAGCACGUGCCAAAGUGGAUGCUCACGUACCUGUGAAUGUCGUUGCCACUGUCAAUAUGAAGGAAAAAAACAUCAGAAUCGAAAUUCCACCAUGUAAAGAUGAGACUGACAUAAUUAGCGUAAGGUCUAAGACAUUUGCUAUCACACGAAAUAUUGGGGAUUUGGCUGCUAGUAAGAUGACUCCAGUUCUUCUACCUGAAGCAGUGCCUGACAUAAUGAAGAUGUCCUUCGAUUCAGACUCUGCGUCAGGCGAGACCGAUAACAUCAGGGAGAGACAGUCUGCAGAGGAUGUUUCAUCAGGAAAUCCCUUCUCUUUCGGACGCUCUUCUUCCCGAAAAGAUCCGUUUGUUCAGUCCAUGUGUUCCAAUGCAAGUACAUUUGGGGUUCAAGUGUGCCUUGAGAGGAAAAGUGUGCAUGCAGCAUUUAUCAAAAACGUGCCUCUUUAUUACCUCGUUGGAGAGCACGCCCUGAGCAUGAGCCUCAAGCCAGUUUACACAGAGGCACCUAUUGAAAAAAUACAAGUCACAAUUCAAGCAGGAGACCAAGCUCCUACAAAAAUGGUACGUCUGGUAAAAUUUGAAGAUCCAGAGGCACAAGCAUCUUCCAGAAAAGAAGCAAUUAAAAAAUUGAAAAAAAUCCUUGGUGACACUGAUGACCAGGGGACAAGAAAAGACAGAAGCUCAUCGUCCAGUGCCAGCAGCACCAGCGGGAGCGCCGAGAGCACAACGAGCAGCCCCUCCAGCAGUGACUCUGACGGGAGAGCACCACAGGGAGGCACUCAGAUGAAUCUGAAAACAAGACAGUCCAAAGCCAAAGAAAAGAAAUUCUACCCAUUUGGGGACAGCAGCAGUAGCAGCAGCAGUGGUGGUAGCAGUAGCAGCAGCAGUAGUAGCAGCAGCAGUGGCAGUAGUAGUGAUAGCAGUAGUAGCAGCAGCAGUGGCAGUAGUAGUGAUAGUAGUAGCAGCAAAAGCAGUAGUAGCAGCAGUAAAAGCAGCAGUAGUAGUAGCAAAAGCAGCAGUAGUAGUAGCAAAAACAGUAGUAGUAGCAAGAGCAGUAGUAGUAGCAGUAGCAAAAAUAGCAGCACAGGUAGCAGCAGCAGCAGUAGCAAAGCAUCUGGUAUAAAGCAUAAGGCUAAGAAGCAGUCCAAGAGCACACCAUUUGCACGUGCCAGCGCUGCUGAAGGAGAGGGAAGUGUCCGUGAGCAGAAGCCCAAACCAGGGAGUAGCAGCAGUAGCAGCAGUAGCACCAGCAGUGGCAUCGGCAGCAGCAGCAGCAGCGAAAGCUCCGGUGCUUCCCGUGGUCACGGCACAUCUGACAAACGAGCUGAGAGGGAACGUGUCCAGUCCCAAAUUAACAGUCUCAGCAGUUAUGACAUGUCUACAGAACGGGAAUUGCACCUUCCAAAAGUAUACCGUCUCCGCUUCAGGUCUGCUCACAUCCAUUGGCAUCCAGACCAUAAGGGAUCAAGCAGCUCAUCAUCAUCUUCCUCUGAGUCGGGAAGCACCCACAGAAACAGAAGCAGCAGGAGCAGCAGCAGCAGGAGCAGUCAUCUGAGCAGCAGCAGCAGCCACCACCAUGGAGAAAAUUCUGCCCACAGCUCAAGGAGGAGCAGAAGAGUCAGCAGCCACCAGCACAGCCACAGCUCCAGCCUGGGGCGGGAGCGCAACUUCCUGGGAGACGUGAUUCCACCUGGCAUUACGAUUGUGGCACAGGCAGUAAGGAGUGACAACAGAAAUCAAGGUUAUCAAGCUACAGCAUAUGUUCGUUCUGAUGCUGCCAAAGUUGAUGUGCAACUAGUUGUGGUUCAGCUGGCUGAAACCAAUUGGAAAGCAUGUGCUGAUGCUGUGAUACUGCCUCUGAAAGCCCAGGCCAGACUGAGAUGGGGUACGGAGUGCCAGGACUAUAGGAUAGCAGCCGUGGCAACCACAGGGCGGCUGGCAAGGAAACCAGCAGCACAGCUGAAGGUGCAAUGGGGAAAGCUUCCAUCCUGGAUAAAAAAGACAACCAUGGCAUUCAUGCGAUACGUUCCUGGUGCAGCACUUAUGUUGGGCUUCUCAGAAGCACAUCAGAGAAAUCCAUCUCAUGAAUUCAUAGUAAGGGCAGCUGCAACCUCUCCACGAACAAUUGAUACAGUAAUUAAAGUUCCUGAGGUAACACUUUACUGCCAGGCACUCCGACUGCCAUUCACUCUGCCCUUAGGCCCGUCUCCAGCUUACGAGGCUCGAGAUAUCACUGCCUGGAACUUAUUGCCUGAAAUAGCUUCACAAAUAGCACAAGAAGAUCAAUCCACGUGUGAAGUCAGGGAGCGAGAUUUCAAAACAUUUGAUGGCAUGAGCCAUUCGUACUCUUUCAAUAAAAGCUGCAACCUGGUGGUGGCUCAGGACUGUACUGAACACCCGAAAUUCAUCAUUACCACCAGAAAGGUUGAUCCUCAGUCUUUCUCCAGAGAGGUUCACAUAAACACAACACUGGCGAACAUCACAAUCUGUCCUGCCGCAAAUUCAUCUCUCCUCGUGGCAUGCAAUGAAGAACGAGUUCUAUCACACAGUGGAGUUUCUGAGUAUGAAAAAGGUGAUGUUAAAAUUUACAAAAGCGGGACAACAGUUAUCGUGGAAGUUCCAACACUUGGACUGACGAGGGUGACUUUUGACGGUGGGAAUCUUAAGGUUACCGUUGCUUCGUGGAUGAGAGGAAGGACCUGUGGAGUUUGCAGUAAUAAUGACAGAGAAAAGCACAACGAACUCCUCAUGCCAAACCAUAGGCUGGCACACAGCUGCUCUGCAUUUGUUCACUCAUGGGUAUUGCUAGAAGAAACCUGCUCGGGGGGGUGCAAGCUGCAGCGCAGUUACGUGAAGCUGAAUCGAAAUCCUACUAUUGAUGGCGAGGAAUCUACGUGCUACUCUGUCGACCCAGUACUGAAAUGUAUGAAAGACUGUACUCCAAUCGAAAAAACUUCAGUAAAGGUUGGCUUCCACUGCUUCCCAAAAGAAACUGCUGUAAGCCUGCUGGAAUGGCAGAGGAGCAGCGAUAAGAAAUCUGCAUCUGAGGAUGUUGUGGAGUCUGUGGAUGCUGACAUCGACUGUACCUGCACUGGCGACUGUAGUUAAGCUAAACACUGUAACGUUGUGCUAUAGACAUACCACACAAAUAAUUGAAUAGCUGCACAGAUAAGAAGGGAACAUAAUAGCUGUAGUAAAAUAUUAAGAAAGGUGCUUGAAGGAAAUAACCCUACUGCAAAGUCAAAUGCACUAGGUACAGUCUG